Messenger RNA from Eurytemora carolleeae, 1164 nucleotides. RefSeq names its product histone-lysine N-methyltransferase EHMT2. NCBI's taxonomy places the organism in Eukaryota, Metazoa, Arthropoda, Copepoda, Calanoida, Temoridae. The record is from RefSeq and is a predicted model, not a curated record. Gene Ontology annotation, molecular function: protein binding. The transcript is spliced from 12 exons. The coding region runs from base 7 to 1119 and encodes 370 amino acids.
GAAAAAAUGGCUGAUGAUAACUUUAUAGCUGCUAUAGAGAUGGGUGAUGCUGGUGCCGUCAGAUAUUUUCUAACAAGUCGUGGAGGAACAGUCACUCUAGAUUCAGAAGUGGAUCCAAUACUUUUAGGGGUGAAUUCUGGAAGUGUGGAAGUUGUCAAGUUAUUGAUCCAAAACUGUGGGGCCAAGAUUAGAAAAGUAUAUUCUGAAAAACAAUGUUUUCAACUGAUGAUGGCAGCUGGAACUAAACAGACCUUGGAUAUACUUCAGCUGGUUAUAGAACAGGUGAUUGGUGCAUCAAAUAUAAACUCUGCAGAUUCCCAUGGUCGAACAAUAUUAGUGGCUGCUGUACAAUCUAAACAAUACAAAACCAUCUCAUUUUUACUCAAGUACAGAUCUCUUGAAAUCAAUAAAUCAGACAACGACAAGAACACAGCUGUUCAUUGGGCAUCUAGGCUUACAGACCUUCAAGUGUUGCAACAGCUUUUAAGCCAAAAGAAAAUCAGGUUAGAUUUGAGGAACAAGAACGGAGAAACGCCGUUUCAUCAAGUUAUCAGUUGCGAUUCCUCAGAAAGUAUCGAUUGUUUACAACUUUUAUUAUCAGCAGCAAAAGUGGCAAUGGGAGACAUAGAAGUCACUAAUCAAGACGGCCUAGACGUACUUCAGCAUGCGCUAGUCAAAGGCAACAUUAAUGCUGUUACUUUGCUUUUAAGUCAUCCAGGAACAAAGAUUAGAAAUAUAGCGAAUGGGCGGAAUAUGAUAUUAGAACUAGCCUGGAGAAUUGGAGUUCAAGCAGUUAAACUGGUUUUGGCAGCUGGAAUAACAAACAGCGAAAAUCCGGAACAACAAAAAGUUGAACUCCUGAUAAAAUACAGCAAAAAGAGACGAAUGUUAUUAUCCAAUGAUUUGCCCGGCUUAAGCCCAGAAGACGAGGAAGAAUAUAGGAAAAUGAUCUCAACGCCUGGAACUCUUCUCAGACUGAGCAUGGAAAAAGUUCGACAAGUUUUGAUAGAGAACCUGUUCCCUUGUACAAUUCUACCUGCAGUACAGAUGUUAGUAAACAAUGGGGAAAUUCCGACAAAUCUUUAUAGAAACUUUCUUUAUGAUUGUAGUGUAGUUUAAGAACUUGGAAACUUGGAGAAUAAAUAUGUAUUAUAAAAAUUUUCA